Messenger RNA from Prunus mume (Japanese apricot), 762 nucleotides. The record is from RefSeq and is a predicted model, not a curated record. Lineage: Eukaryota; Viridiplantae; Streptophyta; Magnoliopsida; Rosales; Rosaceae.
AUGCUACCAGGAACAAAACUUUACAAGAAUGAUGGUGAGUUGUUGGACAAUCCUUCUCUUUAUAGAAGUAUUGUCGGAGCUCUUCAGUAUCUUACUUUUAGCAGACCAGACAUAGCAUAUGCAGUUAAUUAUGCUUGUCAGUUCUUGCAACAACCUACGACUACACAUCUCAUUGCAGUCAAAAGAAUUUUGAGAUAUAUACAAGGCACUCUUGACUAUGGGAUUCAGUUUACUUCAGGAUUCCUAGAGUUACAGGCCUACACAGAUGCUGAUUGGGCAGGUGACCCUAAUGAUCGCAGAUCAACAUCAGGUUAUGUAGUCUUAUUAGGGAGAAAUCCCAUUUCUUGGGGAGCAAAGAAACAAACGACAGUAUCCAGGUCUUCCACAGAAGCAGAGUAUCGAUCUCUUGCAAAUUCAGCGUGUGAGUUGGUUUGGCUCAAACAGUUAUUGCAGGAAAUCCACAUCACUCUUCAUAAACCACCAGUUAUCUGGUGCGACAAUAUUUCUGCGAUUACUCUUGCUCAUAAUCCAGUCUUUCAUAGUAAGACUCGACAUAUGGAAAUUGAUGUUCAUUUCGUUCGAGAGAGAGUUCAAAGGAAGGAAAUGCAAGUCUGUCAUCUCUCUAGUACUGAGCAACUUGGAGAUAUUCUGACCAAAAGCUUAGCUGCUCCUCAGUUUCAAUAUCUGCGCAACAACCUCAUGCUUGGUAAACCUCGCAUGAGUUUGCAGGGGGUAAUAGCUGACCAGCCACGUCAACAAUAG